AUGCCAGAGGAAAAUAUUUUACAUGGACCACCAUUACCAGUUAUGGAAUUCGAAAAUUUAUCUUUAGGACAAUUGAUAUUAAAUCAAUUAAGCAUUCAUAGAUUUUGGGUAGCACAGGUAAAUGCUUAUACAGGGAAAAUACAAACAUUUAAAGAUAUUCUAGACAUUAGUAGAAAAUUAGCAAUUGCUCUUGAUAAAGAAGGAUUAAAAAAAGGUGAUAAAAUAGCUAUAUGCAGUGAGAAUAAUCUGGAAUUUUGUUUAGCAGUAUGUGCUGCAUUUUUCUUGGGUGUUACUGUUUGCCCACUAAACCCACUUUAUACAGAAAGAGAGUUAAAACAUGCAUUAAGUAUAUCGAAACCUAAGUACAUUUUUAUAUCACCAUUUGGAGCAAAAAACAUAUGUAAAGUUGCUCCUCAGUUGUUCUGGUUACCAAAGCUGAUAAUGUUAACAGAAUCCACAGAUAAAAUAUUGCCAUGCAUUGAUAGUCUAAUAUCAAACACAAUUAUUAGUGAUAACUUCCAUGCCUGUUCAGUAGAUGUUAAUGAUCAUGUAGCAGUUAUUUUAUGCUCUAGUGGCACUACAGGAUUACCAAAGGGUGUAAUGUUAACAGAUAAAAAUUUUUUAACUGUGAUAAGAAAUCUUGUAGCUUUAUUACCUGACCGUUUAAACAACAAUUCAACAAGCUUAGCUUUACUACCAUUCUUCCAUGUAUACUCUUUUUCUGUAAUGCUUGCAAAUCUCAUUUUUGGAAGUAAUUGCAUUAUUCUUCCACGUUUCGAUGAAAAAAUAUUCUUACAUGCUAUAGAAAAAUACAAAAUUCAACACUUAACUGUUGUACCACCACUCAUGGUGUUCUUAGCAAAACAUCCUAUUGUAGACAAAUACAAUUUGUCUAGCAUUAAAGAGAUUUGGUGUGGUGCAGCAUCUUUAUCCAAAGAAAUUGCAAAAAUGGUUGAAAACAGAUUAAAUAUAACAAUAAAGCAAGCAUAUGGAUUAACAGAAACUACUUUAGCUGUGCUUCAAGCACCAGAUAAUAGUACAAAGUAUGGAAGUGUAGGGACAUUAGUUCCAGGAAUAUCAGCAAAAGUAAUACCAGUUAAUGGAGACGAAUCAAGUGAACCUCUAGGACCAAACAGUGUAGGAGAACUAUGUUUCAAAGGAGACUUAAUAAUGAAAGGAUACUGCAAUAAUGAAGAAGCUACAGCAGCAACAAUUGAUAAAGAUAGAUGGCUGCAUUCAGGAGAUGUAGGGUACUAUGAUGAACAGGGUUAUUUCUAUAUAGUCGACCGUUUAAAAGAGCUUAUUAAAUAUAAAGGAUAUCAAGUUCCACCAGCUGAACUAGAAGCAAUACUAUUAACAUGUCCUGGAGUUAAUGAUGCAGCAGUUAUUGGAUUACCACACGAAGAAACAGGAGAAUUGCCAACAGCUUUUGUUGUUAAACAAGAAGGAUCUGAUGUAACAGCAGAAGAAAUUACUAACUUUGUAAAUGAACGCGUAUCAAGCCAUAAAAAACUUCGAGGCGGCAUUAGAUUCGUUGAAAAUAUACCUAAAACUGCAUCAGGUAAAAUUCUACGUCGUAUGCUUCGUGACACGUUUAAAUCAAAAUUAUAA
This is a messenger RNA of Habropoda laboriosa, 1611 nucleotides long. RefSeq names its product luciferin 4-monooxygenase. Gene Ontology annotation, molecular function: long-chain fatty acid-CoA ligase activity. Gene Ontology annotation, biological process: long-chain fatty acid metabolic process; fatty-acyl-CoA biosynthetic process. The transcript has 5 exons. The record is from RefSeq and is a predicted model, not a curated record. Bases 1 to 1611 code for a protein of 536 amino acids. Lineage: Eukaryota; Metazoa; Arthropoda; Insecta; Hymenoptera; Apidae.